Alosa alosa (allis shad) is the source of this 3317-nucleotide messenger RNA. Its product is annotated as putative ZDHHC-type palmitoyltransferase 6. Gene Ontology annotation, molecular function: protein binding; palmitoyltransferase activity. Gene Ontology annotation, biological process: protein palmitoylation. The record is from RefSeq and is a predicted model, not a curated record. Gene Ontology annotation, cellular component: Golgi membrane. NCBI's taxonomy places the organism in Eukaryota, Metazoa, Chordata, Actinopteri, Clupeiformes, Clupeidae.
UCUUGAAAAUAAUAUUUGUCCGACAGCGACAUCUUGUGGUCCCUAUACCCAAAUAUCGCUCAAAUUAACAUCAGAGGUGAGUUUUUCAUAGGAAACGCACGUGGGGCAAUAGCGAGUGAGGAAACAACAUAGGCUAUGCCCGCUCGCAUGCACAUGCACAGCAUUCACAGCAUGAUGACAUCAGUUAUUGUCCCCUUAACACUUCUACGGCUAUCUUGAAAUUAAUGGUAGCCUAGUGCCUCAAUGUGUUGAAUAUCAGAAGUGAGAGACGCUCUUGCCUUGUUUCAGUGUGCCUUUCAUUGAACCGAGUUAUCUGAGUAGCCUAACGCCAGUUAUCUCAGUAAACGCGAGACAUCUGGGAAACUCGAAUCCUAGAAACCACAUCCUAAACUAGAUAGGCCAUCUAAAAUAUAUUUAUCUGUCUGAGGCACGGAAUUAGGUCUACGCCGAAGCAGCCGUGCGCUGCCAGAACAGCUGAUCAAAGUUACGUAGCGUCUCUAGUCUCUCAUCAGGAGGUUUUCUGUGCCUAAAUUCACUUUUUCAAUCCAUGCGGGCAAGUAAUCCUAUUAUUAGCAAACUAGUCCGGUCACAGUAGGUAUAGCCGACUGUUUACUGCGACUUAAAAAUAGCUCUGUGCUCGGGCCAGGCAUGUCACGCAUUUAGGGACGGUAGCGGUGCGCCCGGGAUGUCUGUUUUGAGAAAUCACCACUCUCGCUGUCUUCUGUCACCUGACCGUCACGAAGAGGGCGUGCCUGCUGCGUGGUCACAUGCGGAAGUUUAGCCAAUACUGCAAAUGAGAGAUUCAACUCGAGAAAGGCGUGGCUCAUUGUCAUCACCGACUCUCUCGCCGAGUCUGUCUCGCUGUCAACCAACCAAACAAAGCUCUAUGAUGUUGCUCUCCGGUAGACUUUGAACCGGGGUGGCGUUGCCUGCGCGGAAAUGCCACCGCCCCUGUGUGUUUGACAACGGACCUGUCAGCGGAGGCAGUAACAACAGGCUACGAUGGUUCCCGUUACAGCGGGAGAGGGCGGCAUAUUAGAAGCUGUGCAGCGGAGUAAUCUCGAACAGUGCGAGCAUUUCAUCCAGCUCGAUCGCUCUGUUCUCAAACAGAAAGGCUGGGGUGGCUUCACAGCGCUCCACUUUGCUGCUCUCCAUGGGAACCGUGCUGUGGGAGAUCUUCUGCUGGACAGCGGGGCUGACCCCAACCUGCCCUGCGACUCUGGACAGACACCUUUCCACUUCGCCUGCAGGCAUGGCAACGUACACACCAUGCACAAGAUGCUGCAGCACGGAGCUGACCUUCACAUCCGGGACCAGCAGGGCAAGAGCGCAAUGCACCAUGCAGCGGGCCAUGGGGAACCCUUAUCCAUGGAGGCCGGAAUGCUCCAGUUCUCUGACACUGACCAGUUCCUGCUGACGCCACUACACCUGGCCGCCACCAUCGGCAACGUGAACGUGGUGCGCUACCUGCUCCGGAACAACCGGUGUGCAGUGGAGGCAGUGGACCAGCAGGGGGCGACAGCGCUCCAUGCGGCAGCUGAGCGCGGGUGUUUGGAGGUGUGUUGGGUUCUCCUGCAGAACGGCAGCCUGAGCCUCUUACACACUAAAACACACGACGGACACACACCGCUCGACCUCUCCAACCGUGGCAACACCUACAGGCAUCAGCAGCUGAAACUCCUGUCCAAGUACGUCAACAAACCGGCCGACUACAAGCCCUCAAUCUCCUACGGUAUCUACUACUGGACACUUCUCUUGCCAUCCCUGAGUGGGGGCGUGGUUCUUAUUGUCGCCACGGCGAUGGGGGAGUAUGGGGGUGUGGUCUGUGGGCUUCUCUUUCCACUAUUGGCCAGGAGCACACUGACACAGUAUCACCGCAUCAGCAGUUACCAGAGGUUUCCUAACCCGGUGUAUCUGGGAACCCUCUCAGCUGGGAUUCUACACUCUCUCAUCUGCCUCUUCUACAAGAUCCUCCCCAGUGUGUGUCCGUCGGGGCUGGUCCUGCACGUGUGUGUGCUGCACUGCUCUGUGCUGCUGCUCCUGUAUGGGGCCUUGCUGUGGAAGGACCCGGGCCGCAUGAGCGUCUCCCAUGGCGACCCCAGAUACACCUCCAUCGCCGACCUGCUGCAGCAUCAGCAGAGCCCACAGCGCUUCUGCACCACCUGUGAGCUGUUUCAGGUGGACACUAGUAAGCACUGCCGUCUGUGUGAUGUGUGUGUCCUGAACUAUGACCACCACUGCCUCUUCCUCAACCGCUGCGUCGGCCGUGGCAACCACCGCCUCUUCCUGCUCUUCCUGAUUGCCAUGGCGAUGAGCCACAUCCUCUUUGUCACAGUGGGCGGGCUCUACUUGAAGCCACGCCUCUGGGCGGGACCUGUCACCACGGUUAUCGGGCGGGAAGCCUGGGUGGUGGUGCUGUGCGUCCUGAACGCGCUCACGUUGCUAUGGGAGAUGUGGUUGCUGAGCGAACAGUUCCAGAUGGUUGCCAUGGGAACGACCACGUAUUUCCGGCGUGUUCCGGCGGUCGCGCUGAGCCGGACGGAGAGAUGGAGGAACGUCCUGCUCUUUCUCCUCGAGGGCCGCAGCCCCAGACCUGGGAGGGCAAGCACACACACGGUUUAAGGAUUUCACGUGUGUGUGUGUUUUUGUGUCUGUGUCUGUGUCUGUGCAUGUGUGUGUUUUUGUGUCUGUGUCUGUGUCUGCGUGUGUGUGUUUUUGUGUCUGUGUCUGUGUCUGUGUCUGUCUGUCUCUGUGUGUGUGUGUGUGUCUGUGUGUGUGCGUGUGUGUAUGUGUAUGUGUGAGAGUGUGUAUGUUACUGUUAACAUUCAAUCAACUUAAUGUUAAUAUAGUUCCUAAACUCAGGCCUCCCUUAGAGAUUGACCACUUAUACCAAUAUACUACUGUUUUUGUGUAUAUCUGGGUGUGUGUGUGUGUGUGUGUGUGUGUGGGUGUGUGUGUGAGUGUGUGAGACAUUUCAGGUGUGUUUAUUGUGACUGAAUCUUUUAUUUAAGUGUUUAGUUCAACACAUGACUGCUCAAUGCUGUAUUAGUGUGUCUUAAAGGAACAGUUCACUUGUGAUCUCUGCUGUGGGAGUGUGUGUGUGAGAGAGAGUGUGUGUGUUUGUGUGUGUGUGUGUGUGUGUGUGUGUUUGUGAGACAUUUGGUACAGACACAGGUGUGUUUAUUGUGACUGAAUCUUUUAUUUAUCGUAACACCCCCAAUUAUCACCACUUUUCUUUAGAAAUUCUAAAACAACAAUGUUUUCUAACACUUCAAAAUAACAUUUGCUAAAUUAACCUUACAUUUUUCAGUAGCCAU